Molecule: messenger RNA, 4360 nt
Organism: Oncorhynchus nerka (sockeye salmon)
Lineage: Eukaryota; Metazoa; Chordata; Actinopteri; Salmoniformes; Salmonidae
Product: dnaJ homolog subfamily C member 11-like
Exons: 16
Coding region: 502-2067 (521 amino acids)
Biological process (GO): cristae formation
Source: RefSeq, a predicted model, not a curated record
CAAGUUGAAGGUCGACCGGGGUACUGCAGACUGCCAUUAGCAACUAAACUUGUUUGCGAUUUUAAAAUGAUCGGUUCAAGGAUACCUGGUGUAUUAGAAUCAAUUCGUACCAUGCUUGUCUUCGAAUGUUGUAUUUACGUAAAGAUUGCCAUUUGUUCAUUUACUAUAAUGGGGGAUCCUGUUUUCUACAAACAAUGCCUGCAGUAUCGCGGUCAGCCUUGAAUUUCCGUGGCUUCAAUGAAAGAGGGCAGUCGUUCUCCCCUUGGCUAACGGGUGUAAAAUGGCAAGCUAUUUAGCAGUGCACAUUAUUAGCGUUUCAUUCGGUGAUGUCAUUCCCUCUGAGACCUUGAAGUAGUUGUCUCCCUUGCUCUGCGAGGGCUGCGGCUUUUGUGGAGCGAUAGGUAACGAAGUUUCCUGGGUGAAACGUCGUGUUCAGAGGGGUCCCUGGUUCGAGCCCAGGCAUCACAGGAGGAACUGAAGGGGUCAUACAGGCGACUGUGCAUGCUCUACCACCCAGACAAGCACAGAGACCCUGAAUUGAAAAGGCAGGCGGAACAGCUCUUUAACCUAGUGCAUCAAGCUUAUGAAGUCCUUAGUGACCCACAGUCACGAGCUAUCUAUGACAUCUAUGGCAAGAGAGGACUGGAUGUUGAAGGAUGGGAGGUGGUGGAGAGAAAAAGAUCACCAGUAGAGAUCCGAGAGGAGUUUGAGCGUCUGCAGAGAGAGAGGGAGGAGAGACGGCUACAGCAGAGGACCAAUCCCAAGGGGAUGAUCAGUGUGGGUGUAGAUGCCACAGACCUCUUUGAUCGCUAUGAGGAGGAUUACGAGGAUGUGCCUGGAGGGGGCUUCCCACAUGUUGAGAUCAACAAGAUGCACAUAUCACAAUCCAUAGAGGCCCCCCUCACCACCUCAGACACAGCUGUUCUCUCUGGCUCCCUCUCAACCCACAAUGGAAACGGAGGAGGAAACAUUAAUGUGGCACUGCGGAGAGUCAUCUCUGCUAAGGGCUGGGGGGAGGUGGAGUUUGGGGCAGGAGACACACACGGGCCCCUCUUAGGUAUGAAGAUAUUCCGCAACCUCACAGCUCGCUGCUUUAUGACUGCUCAGUGUGGACUCCAUUUCUCGUCCCGGGGCGUGCGGCCUGGUUGCACCACGAUGCUGGCUCGGCACCUGGACAAGAACACCAUGGGCUACCUGCAGUGGCGCUGGGGCACCCAGUCCUCCAUGAACACCAGCAUCGUCAGGGACACGAAGACCAGCCACUUCACCUUGGCCAUGCAGCUUGGGAUCCCUCACUCCUUCAUGAUGAUGAGCUACCAGUACAAGUUCCAGGAUGAUGACCAGACCAAAGUCAAGGGCUCAAUCAAAGCUGGCUUUUUUGGGACGGUGGUGGAGUAUGGUGCAGAGAGAAAGAUCAGUCGGCACAGUGUCUUGGGGGCGACUGUCAGUGUAGGAGUACCUCAGGGCAUCUCCCUCAAGAUAAAGCUGAACCGAGCCAGCCAGACAUAUUUCUUCCCCAUCCAUCUGACUGACCAGCUCCUGCCCAGUGCAGUGUUCUACGCCACGGUUGGACCACUCGUCUUCUACCUCGCUAUUCAGAGACUCGUCAUCAGGCCCUACGUGCGUGCCCAGAAGGAACAGGACCUGGAGAAGCACCGGGAGAGUUCAGCCUCGGACAUUGCUAGGAAAAGGCAGGAGGCAGAGUCUGCUGUUUUGCUAAUGCAGGAAUCUGUGCGCAGGAUCAUUGAAACUGAGGAAUCUAAAAUGGGUCUCAUCAUCCUCAACGCCUGGUACGGCAAGUUUGUGACGGACAACAGUCAGAAGCAUGAGAGGGCAAAGGUCAUCGAUGUGACUGUUCCGCUGCAGUGCCUGGUGAAGGACUCCAAACUCAUCCUCACAGAGGCCACAAAGUCAGGACUACCUGGGUUCUAUGACCCCUGUGUGGGGGAGGAGAAGAGUCUGAAGUUACUGUAUCAAUUCCAGGGAGUGAUGCAUCAAGUCCUCUCUUCUGAAGGGGAAGCACUCAGGAUACCAAAACAAUCUCACAGGAUUGAUCCCGACACAUAGGAACCUAUUUUCUGGACCGAAUGGGACAUUACACAACGUUAAACUGAUAGUUUGACAAUGGAUGGACAGACUUGUAUUAUAGAGACACCAAUUUACCCCUUGUGUCCUAAAAAAAGUCCUGCAUAUCCCCUCUUUAUGUUGUCCAUAGGAGGAGAAAUGGCAGAAACUUACUCAACAGGGGGUUGCCCUAUUGAAUGAAAAUCAGUCUAAAGUCACUUAAAAUGGGAUGGUCGUAAUCUCAAAGUUCUCCCCUUUCAGGUAUGGCUUGUAAUGGAUGACUCAGUACUGUAUGGACACUGCAGUGCCUAUGUGACCCUCUUGAAUGUAUUAAUGCACUUCUAUAUAUUUGCCAUAUUAUUAAAAUCUCUUCCAAGCUGCAAUAGCCCAGUUUGGAAAUUGAGCGGGAAACAAUAUUUUUUUCACACAAUUGUUUUGUACAACAAACUAUUAGUCAAAAGAUUAACCCGAAGUUGAUUGGAAGUGUACCCCACCUUCUGUAUUGUUUUAACUGUCAGAUCAAUGUAUCUACUGACAUGAUUGCCCAAUAAGGCUAUGUCAUCUGGGUGUUCCUGUGCCUGACAGGUCAGUGAAUAGUACAAGGCUGACCUGACUCUGAUAACAUGACAUACUGUACUUAAAGUACAGAAAAAAACGCAUGAGAUCUAGGCCUAUAUUCAGUUAUGUAACUUCAGUGGUUUAUUGACAUGUACAUCUAAUGCAUUUACACUUUAGUUCUAGGGAAUGUAUUAGAAAACGUAUGUGUUCAUGAAAUUGUAUUUUUGAAAUAUAUAUAUAUAUUAAAAACAUUCAGGUCAUGUUUGUAAAGGCCUACAUGCGCAAAUGUCAAUGGAAUCUUUUUCAACUUCAUUUGUGUCUUAAUCCUUGAUUGAUUUUAAUUCAGGAAUAAAAACUCAGUCCAGGAAGGUCCCUUUAAACUCGUGGGAAAAGUAUACUAUAUUAUCCAAAUAAUGUUUUGUAGAUGUCAGCAAGAUGGAUAGGGCUGCAAAGCUUUCCAAAAUAAAUAUUUUGCACUCAUUGACCAAGAGGAAAUUGGAAAAAGUCUUGUCUUCAAGACUGUUUUCAGAAGAGGAUCAGCAAAUGAAUUUAACUCCUUGUUAAAUUCCUUGUUUAACUCCUUGUUAAAUUCCUUGUUUAACUCCUUGUUAAAUUCCAAUACAAAAUAGCUUUCCAAUAAAACCAAUGUCAAUUAAUGGGUCAGCUGAUAUCAAUCACAACUAUCCUCUGUACACUUGGCCAUAUAGAUACUUUACCAGCAGCCCUGGACAGAUUCGUCCAGCUGCGUAGACUUGACAACUCGGCGCGUGCUGCCUUCAAUUUGAACCUCAUUUUGUUGAUCAGCUGGCUCUUCAUUUGUAACCUUCUGUUGAGCCAUUUGUUGGUAUCCAAGGUUUUGAAUAGCUGGGCCUUCACUGCACAUGGGUCGGACAGCGAGUAACUGUGAUCAGAGAUGACGACAUGCUAAAUAAAGAAAAUCAGUUAUGACUGAAUCAUUUCAGGUGUUUAGAUUCAAUGUGAUACUGCAGAAAUAUCUGUAACAACCCUAUGGUUUAGUCUCAAACCAUACAGAAUACAAUGUUGCACAAGACUCACAUAGAAGUUGAGUAUUAGAAGACUGACUGGGUAGGGUAAAGACUAGCUAAGAAUGCUCAACUUCAAGAUAUACAUAAUAUCACAUCUCAAUGGAGUUGAGUGGCAAUUACUUUUGGCCAAUGAUGUGUAUUAACCCUGGAUUGCUGAUGCUUGGCCAUUGAGUGGCUUUGAAUCCACCGGUCAGUUAAAUUGGCACUCCCCAGUAUGAACAGUCCUCCAUAGGAAUUACUGGAAUUUCAAUUAAAUGUUACAACUAUUGUUUUGUUGUAGUGGGGACAGUGACAUUAGUACUAAAAACAAUACUUGAAGGAAAAUGUUUUAUGUUAAGCUAACAAUAUCAUUUAAAAGUAUGUGUUAAGGUGUCUUAUAGAAUAAAUGUGUCAAAACAAAUGUAGACAUUAGCAAACCCAUCAAUAGAAAUGUAUUUGUUAACAACUUCACUAAAACGAUGUGUGCGCUUCCAUGGGGCAGAAGUCGGUGUGUUGUGAUUCUGCAUGGCCAAGUUGCUAGCAAGAAUGACAAAUCUUGUUCUUGAUACCAUGUCUUGUUUUGAUGUGUUUUGAUUGAUUUCAUGUCAAUGCUAAUGUGGCUCAAAUUCUCUAUCUACACUGAACAAAAAUAUAAAAUGCAAUAUGUAAAGGGUUGGUCCCAUGAGCUAAAAUAAAAGAUCCCAGAAAUGUUG